This is a messenger RNA of Saccostrea echinata, 1026 nucleotides long. RefSeq lists its product as uncharacterized. The coding region runs from base 103 to 1020 and encodes 305 amino acids. Gene Ontology annotation, molecular function: oxidoreductase activity. The record is from RefSeq and is a predicted model, not a curated record. NCBI's taxonomy places the organism in Eukaryota, Metazoa, Mollusca, Bivalvia, Ostreida, Ostreidae. The transcript is spliced from 2 exons.
CUUAUGUAAACAAAUCCAACUUAUCUUAUGCUUACUUAUGGACCCAAUCUGAAAUAUGAAGUAAAUGACGAUUGUUUAAUGUAUAUCAGGAUUGGUUGAGAAAUGUCGUUAGACCGCCUUGAACAACUUCGUAAUGGUCGUUCGAAAGACCUCGAUAUUUUUCCCGAUCCUGAAAAAGUCCCUGUGGAUUUAGACAUGCAAAGAUUCAAUAAUGGACGUAAAUUUUUUCAGGAUAAUGUUUCUAUGUGCGUUCUUGGAAUGUUUUGCUCCCUUGUAGCAGGUUUCAGCGUUGUUAACCUCUUAGAACCACUAGUUUUUACAAACAAAUCGAACACGGCCAAAAAAUCACUCAACCGUUACUUGGAUACUGUACGUCACGUCGCUCUGUGGCAUUAUGGUGAUAUAUGGGACCCACUAUCCUUGGCUAGAAAAUCCAUAAAGAAAGUUUACGAUAUGCACACUCAUGCCAGAGAUAGUAUGAAGAAAGCAAACAAAACCAAUAGACAUUUUACUCAGUAUGACAUGAGCCUAGUUCAAGCCGGUUUUAUUGGAUUUAUAAUUAUGUAUCCAGAUAGGCUUGGUCUGCGGGGCUCUAGAUCUCAUCUAGAUGACUUUGUUUACUUUUGGAGAUGGAUAGGCUUCUUUUCAGGAAUCCGGGACGAGAACAACAUUUGCAUUAAUGGAUUCGAGGAUGCGUAUCAAAUCUGCAAACAAGUUGAAGAUGAAAUCGUUUACCCCGCACUUUUUAACCCACCAGACCACUUCAACUCGAUGGCAAAAGCUUUUACAGAAGGUCUUUCGCUCUUGACAAAUGUUACCCUAUACACACCAGAGUCUGUCAUUGGUUUUUCUUUGGAUAUGGCACGUAAAAAAAGAAUUAAGGAUGUUGACUUCCUAGACAGUUGCCGGAUAAUUUAUUUAAAAAUAAUCGUUAUUUUAGUAAAAUAUUGUUCCUGUUUCAGAAGUAUGGCCAAUAGACUGACUGAAUCCUUGAUUGUGCCAAAUAAAUUCAUUUUCUGACUUCUA